GGCCGGGCUGGAGUCAUCAGAUGGAGCAGGCAAUCCACCAUCCACAGGGAAAGAGCCGGAGCAGACAGGAUGGAAGCCAGAGAGGAGCCCGCAGCGCCAGACAGGAACUCCAAAAGACACCUUUUUCUAACGGACCCCGUCUAGAAAGGGCAGAGGAUUGGAGGGGAAAGAUGUUAGGAGCAGAACCCCCCAGGAUUGUUGGAAAAGCGGGCUUGAGAGAGGGCGGAAGUGCUGAGUUUACCGACGCCUUAGUAAGGGCGGAAGUAGAGGCCUCAGCGGAAGUGGCGCCAGUAAGGGCGGGCAGUGUGGCCGGGGUCCGAGCUGGGGUUCUGUCCCCGCUGGGCUGCUGCCCUCGCUGGGGUGCUGCAAUGGAACUCAGCGCCGACUACCUCCGGGAGAAGCUGCAGCGGGACCUAGAAGCUGAGCACGUGGAAGUGGAGGACACGACUCCCAAUCGUUGUGCAUCCAGCUUCCGAGUGCUCGUGGUGUCGGCUAAGUUCGAAGGGAAGCCUCUGCUUCAGAGACACCGGCUUGUGAACACGUGCCUAUCGGAAGAGCUUCCUCACAUCCAUGCCUUUGAGCAGAAAACCCUGACCCCAGAGCAGUGGGCCCGUGAGCAGCAAAAAUAAGGAAACCAGACCCGCACACCUAUUAAAUUAUGAAUCAGGGCCA
Molecule: messenger RNA, 672 nt
Organism: Phacochoerus africanus (Common warthog)
Lineage: Eukaryota; Metazoa; Chordata; Mammalia; Artiodactyla; Suidae
Gene: BOLA2B
Product: bolA family member 2B
Biological process (GO): intracellular iron ion homeostasis
Cellular component (GO): cytosol; nucleus
Molecular function (GO): 2 iron, 2 sulfur cluster binding
Source: RefSeq, a predicted model, not a curated record